Messenger RNA from Ailuropoda melanoleuca (giant panda), 1870 nucleotides. RefSeq names its product WEE1 G2 checkpoint kinase (gene WEE1). The record is from RefSeq and is a predicted model, not a curated record. Gene Ontology annotation, cellular component: cytoplasm; nucleus. The coding region runs from base 246 to 1544 and encodes 432 amino acids. Lineage: Eukaryota; Metazoa; Chordata; Mammalia; Carnivora; Ursidae. Gene Ontology annotation, biological process: mitotic cell cycle; protein phosphorylation. Gene Ontology annotation, molecular function: magnesium ion binding; ATP binding; non-membrane spanning protein tyrosine kinase activity. The transcript has 11 exons.
UCCUGGGCAGCUCGUUCUCGCCGGUGCGCUGCGGCGGCGCGGGGGACGCGUCCCCGCGCGGCUGCGGGGCGCGCCGGACUAGCGAGGGCCCCUGCUCGCCGCGGCCGGACCACCCCGGCACCCCGCCGCACAAGACCUUCCGCAAGCUGCGGCUCUUCGACACGCCGCACACGCCCAAGAGUUUGCUCUCCAAAGCUCGAGGGAUCGAUUCCAGCUCUGUUAAACUCCGUGGUGGUUCUCUAUUCAUGGAUCCAGAAAAAUCAGGAAGAAGGGAAUUUGACAUGCGACAGACUCCUCAAGUGAAUAUUAAUCCUUUUACCCCAGAUUCUGUGUUACUUCAUUCCUCAGGACAAUGUCGUAGAAGAAAGCGAACACAUUGGAAUGAUUCUUAUGGUGAAGACAUGGAAGCCAGUGAUUAUGAGUUCGAAGAUGAAACAAGACCUGCUAAAAGAAUUACAAUUACUGAAAGCAAUAUGAAGUCACGGUAUACAACAGAAUUUCAUGAGCUGGAGAAAAUUGGCUCUGGAGAAUUUGGUUCUGUGUUUAAGUGUGUGAAGAGGCUGGAUGGAUGCAUUUAUGCCAUUAAGCGAUCAAAAAAGCCAUUGGCUGGCUCUGUUGAUGAGCAGAACGCUUUGAGGGAAGUAUAUGCCCACGCAGUGCUGGGACAGCAUUCUCACGUAGUUCGAUAUUUCUCUGCAUGGGCCGAAGACGAUCAUAUGCUUAUACAGAAUGAAUAUUGUAACGGUGGAAGUUUAGCUGAUGCCAUAAGUGAAAACUACAGAAGCAUGACUUACUUUACAGAAGCAGAGUUGAAGGAUCUCCUUCUGCAAGUUGCCCGGGGCUUGAGGUAUAUUCAUUCGAUGUCUUUGGUUCAUAUGGAUAUAAAGCCUAGUAAUAUUUUCAUAUCUCGAACCUCAAUCCCAAAUGCUGCCUCUGAAGAAGGAGAUGAAGAUGACUGGGCAUCCAACAAAGUUAUGUUUAAAAUAGGUGAUCUUGGACAUGUAACAAGGAUCUCUAGUCCGCAAGUUGAAGAGGGUGAUAGCCGUUUUCUUGCAAAUGAGGUUUUGCAGGAGAACUAUACCCAUCUACCAAAAGCGGAUAUUUUUGCCCUCGCCCUCACAGUGGUAUGUGCUGCUGGUGCCGAACCUCUUCCCAGAAAUGGAGACCAGUGGCAUGAAAUCAGACAGGGUAGAUUACCUCGGAUUCCCCAAGUGCUUUCCCAGGAGUUCACAGAGUUGCUAAAAGUUAUGAUUCAUCCAGAUCCAGAGAGAAGACCUUCAGCAAUGGCACUGGUAAAGCAUUCAGUAUUGCUGUCUGCUUCUAGAAAAAGUGCAGAACAAUUACGAAUAGAAUUGAAUGCUGAAAAAUUCAAAAAUUCACUUUUGCAGAAAGAACUCAAGAAAGCUCAGAUGGCAAAAGCUGCAGCUGAGGAAAGAGCACUCUUCACUGAUCGGAUGACCACUAGGUCCACCACCCAGAGUAAUAGAACAUCUCGACUUAUUGGAAAGAAAAUGAACCGCUCUGUCAGCCUUACCAUAUACUGAACUACUCAUUUCCCACCUCCCCACAAAAACUGUGACAAGAGGAAGCUAGGUUGAAAUCACUGCUAGAAUCCAGUUUGCAAUUAUUUUCUCAAUCGUUGUCAGUAGUUUUACUGAAAUACCUUUUAGGACUUUUAUUUGUGAAUUACAGUUGAAAGCUGUAUUUUGACCAGUGCUCUGUCAGGCUUCCAUCUGGUCUCACUAGUCUGUCUUCGGUAGGAUGUCAUUCACUGUUGGAUGUUACACCAGCCUUUCCAGGGUUAACCACUGUGGUGGUGUGCUGCUUAUAGUUUGCUGUUGCAUUGUAAUAAAAGGUGUCUUUCCCUGCA